Messenger RNA from Megalops cyprinoides (Indo-Pacific tarpon), 2842 nucleotides. Its product is annotated as protein FAM111A-like. The record is from RefSeq and is a predicted model, not a curated record. The transcript has a single exon. The coding region runs from base 1 to 1779 and encodes 592 amino acids. NCBI's taxonomy places the organism in Eukaryota, Metazoa, Chordata, Actinopteri, Elopiformes, Megalopidae.
AUGACAGGUGAGACAGAUUCCAACUGUAUCAUGGAGAGGAAAUGUCUGAUCACGUUCUGUGUCCAAGCAAUAGGUGGGGAGAAAUGUAAGAGUAAAAAACUGCUGAGUAAGAGUAACUUUAAAAAAUUCUCUGAACUUUGCAUAUACGCAUGGAAAGGCGAGACUGUGGAGGAUGCUCUGCACCGGGACGGGCGUUUUGCUGACAUAGUGUUCCGCAAACAGUGCAAGCUAUUUGAGUCAACUAGAAAAGUACACGUUGAGAUGAGUUCAUCUGUUGAUGAGCUAAAUGGAAAUCACUUUGAAAUAAGACUAAGCAAUAAAGACAGAAAUUCGCUACAAGAUAAUUUCACGAAUUCAGUUGAGGGUGCCACAGAUGCUGCAUCAAGUCCAGGUGUCAGUGUUCAAGCUGGGUCCUCCCAAAAUCCACCUCAGUCCCUCUCCAAUCCUGACAAGGCAGCUGCAGAAAAACCCUCUCCUACACCAAAAAACACAUACAAACCCAUAGCAGACUCAGAAGAGGUCCUGAAGAUCCUGCGCUCCCAGUUUGAUGGUCUUGUGAAGCUAAUGAAGGAGAGAGAGAAUGUAAAGACAUUACCCAAAGUGUUGGACCUACUGAGGGAAGAGUUUGGGAAGAAUACACAGGUCUUUUGGAAGGUGUCCCAGAUGAAGAAACUGGUGGAGCUGAGUGAAUCUGUCUGUCAGAUUUGCAUCAAUGGUACAGCUGUGGCCACAGGCUUCCUACUCUUUGAUGGUUUCAUCCUGACAAAUGCACAUGUGCUUAAGGACAGAUGUGCUGUAGAUGGGAGUCUGACUGCCACAGUGACUGUCAUUUUCACUACUGUAGAUGCAAGUGAGCAAGCACAAAGCCAUAAGCAUGGUGUAGAAGGAAUAGUUUGUGGUAGUUAUAAUUUAGAUGCUCAAAAAAAUCCAAAUGUAUACCUGGAUUAUGUUUUACUGAAGAUCAGGUCAGAAACAACAAACCUCCCUCUGGGGCUCCUUGAGAAAUAUAGACACCCACCACCAAGAGGUGGGAUCUGCAUCAUUGGAUACCCAGAGGACAGUGAGCAAAGAAUAGACCUCAGCUCCAUAAUUGAAAGUGAACAAAGAGAUGCAGCUGUUGAAAAACAUCUAUAUGAGAAUACCCACUUCCUUCAGUGGAUAAACACUGUUUGGAAAGAGCAGGAUUGGAACACUGACAUUGUGGGGCAGGACAGUAAGGUGGUGACCUAUGACACUUGCUUUUUCCAUGGAUCAUCGGGGUCUCCAGUUUUUGGGGAGGACUGUCAGCUGAUCGCCAUGCACACAGGCGGCUACUUUUACAAGCCAGAUAAGUCUCGGAGCAUAAUUGAGUACGCCAUUCCUCUGUCGUCCAUACUAGAGAACUUUCUUUUGGAGAUGCUGAACAAACAGAAUCUCACCAUACUCUCAGCAUUCACUGUGAAAGCAAUGAUGUGUGAUGCUCUACGCUCCCUCAUCGCACGGUUUAUCACCUACAUUGUGCAGAGUUGGAAAGCAGAAUUUGAAACAUGCCUGUCUACAGUCCUGUUUGCGGUGAAUAGUUCUGAUGAAAAUGUGCAGCUGCAACUCGGUAUGGAAAUCAUUAAAGUCAUGGAGUCACAGUCUGCAUGUGGAGAUUGGAAGACAUGUUUUAACCAACACCAGAAUGUACCAGAAGGGUCUAGUCUGGUCACACUCCAUCAGUUCCUCUGUAACUCCUCUGUGAGAACUAAACAGAAAGAGGAGUUGUAUUCACCAAUCAGUAAGGGGAAGGCAGGUUAAUUGUAUUGUACCCUUUUUCCACAAAACACAAUUACCCCCUUGCUAUAAUUGAUAAUUCAUUAGGGGUAUCACUCAAACCAGAAAAUAGAAUCUCCCCUUUUUGACCUCAACAGGAUUUUCAGCCUUUUAUUUCUUUUAGUGUUGUAGGUAUGAUACUAUAACUUUGCAUAUCUAGUUAAGCUAAGUGUGUGUGCAUGUGUGUGUGUAUUUGUGCAACAACUAUAAAUACCUGUGGGCAGGGUUAGAGCGAGGUCAUAUCCAAAUGAGAGAGAAUAGCAAAUGUGUACUCUUUAUUUCAUACAACAAGAUGUGUAUAUGUGGGAGGUAAUUUGUAAUAUACAUUAAUAUGAUGUUUAAUGAUAUAAUGAUUGUUAUUUAUUAAUAUGUGUAUUGAUUCAGUUGAUACUGUUGGCCUACUACACUUAUUUGAAUGAAAGAUGGAAGAUGUUAAAAUAAUGAUUUAUAAUCAUGAAUCCAUGUGCCUGAAACUGCAAUCCACUUACCGUUUAAGUUUAUUCAGUAAAACAGCCACCUUCAUGGCUCUUGACAUCAGUCAUACUGUAAUUCAUAUAUUAAAUUGUGGUAAUUUUCCUUUUGGACUCUUGUGGGAGUUGGCCACUUAGUUUGCAACAGAUAUUUCUCAGACUACUUCCCCAUGUUGGGCCUUCUUCUUCUUCUUUUUUUUUUUUUGUUUUGCUUUCAUUGUUUUGACAAAGAAGUUUCUAAUAAAGCCUCAUCCUGGAAUAUGGAAUGUAAAUUGCCCUCCAUUCAAGUAAUUCAGUAAAUGGUUGGCAGCCUCUGGCAGAUUAUGAUCCUUGGGUAAAGGACUUACAUAGACUAAAAUGUCUCUUUUAAGUCCCAGAGAAAGCUUUUCAAUGCAGUGUUUCAGUGUAAUCUAUUCAUAAUCAUUUGCUAUUUUAUUUUACAUGAUUGCAUUUUAUUUUACUUAUUUCAUUUUGAUUUUGAUUGUAUUUUUUAAUCACAAGAUCUGCAAGGUUGCAGCACCUCUGUUUUAUUGAUUACUAUUUUUUAUUUUACAUGAAUUAUCAUAUGCUAUUUCUUA